AUGCCCAUCUUCCUCAGAGAUGCUCCCUCUCAUACUCUGUCUAACACCCGAACAGGAAGUGCAGGCCACGUCGCCCAAGGCCACCGCCCCUCAACCUACCGCUCCAUCUCUGGUAUUCCCCACACACACCUCCUAACCUGCGACUACCGGGGCUUCGGCCUCUCCAGCCUCACCAACAAGCCCAACAUCCCCACCGAAACCGGUAUCAUCACCGACGCCAUCUCCCUCCUCUCCUACGUCCAAUCCACCCUUAACCAGCCCACCAGCCGCACCGUCCUCCUCGGCCAAAGCCUAGGCACUGCGGUUACUGCCGCGGGCGCCCUGUACUUCUCGGACCCCACCUCUUCCCAUCUCCCAAAGGACCUCGUCGCACCCAAGCCACCCCCAAAACCCUCCUCCCCCUUCGCCAGCAUAAUCCUUAUCGCCCCCUUCACCGACCUCCCCACGCUCCUUCAAACCUACCGCAUCGCAGGCCUCCUCCCUAUCCUCAAACCCCUGCGCGGCUACCCCCGCGUCUCCAACUUCCUCGCAGCCAGAAUCGUAGACACGUGGCCCACACUCCCCCGCCUCCUCGACAUCAUCCGCACAACCCCCAGGGAUCUGCACAUCCACAUCCUGCACGCGCGCAACGACGGGGACAUUCCGUUCCGCGAGGCCGAGGCUGUGUAUGCGCCGCUGCAGAGCGAGAUGUUGGGCGGCGAGGGCGUGAGUGCGACCGAGGAAAGGAGGAGUAUACAUGGCGGUGAGCGCGUGAAGCGUGGGGCGUUUGCGUAUAAGAAGGUGGAGGAUGGGAAGAAGGGGACGAGUGUGGAGUUGGAGAUUGUGAGGUUUGGAGGACAUAAUGAGGUUGUGGGGUGGGCGCAGGUUAGUUUGGGGGUUAGGAGGGCGUUUGAGAGGGUGGAGGGGGCGGGGAGGGGGAAGGUCGGGCUGGACGUUGAGUAG
Messenger RNA from Parastagonospora nodorum SN15, 942 nucleotides. RefSeq lists its product as hypothetical. The record is from RefSeq and is a predicted model, not a curated record. Lineage: Eukaryota; Fungi; Ascomycota; Dothideomycetes; Pleosporales; Phaeosphaeriaceae. The transcript has a single exon. Bases 1 to 942 code for a protein of 313 amino acids.